Messenger RNA from Caenorhabditis bovis, 831 nucleotides. The record is from the annotation of a GenBank genome assembly. Lineage: Eukaryota; Metazoa; Nematoda; Chromadorea; Rhabditida; Rhabditidae.
AUGUCGGUCACCCAAGUAUCGAGCAAUCGCUGUUUCAAAGGCAAACAACUCGUCUACAAACAUGCAAGCGCAACACUCAAGUGCGAUAUGACGUUCGGCGUUUACGUGCCGGAUCACGACGAGGCCGAAAAAUUGCCGGCGUUGCUCUACCUAUCCGGAUUGACAUGCACUCACGCGAAUUUCAUGGAAAAAUCCGGAUUUCAGCAGUACGCGUCGAAACACCGAAUCGUCGUCGUUCAUCCCGACACGUCGCCGCGCGGCGUCGACAUCGACGGCGAUUCGGACGCCUACGAUUUCGGCAAAGGCGCCGGAUUCUAUUUGAACGCCACCGUUGAGAAAUGGGCGACGCAUUACCGAAUGUACGAUUACAUUGUGAAGGAACUCGUUGAUCUUCUUCCACAAGUGGCGCCAGUCGAUAAGGAAAAGCUGGGAAUCUUUGGGCAUUCGAUGGGCGGUCAUGGCGCAUUAACAAUCGGCCUCAGAAACCCAAAAAUCUUCAAAUCGAUUUCGGCGUUCGCGCCAAUCUGCCACCCAAUCAAUUCGCCAUGGGGAAAGAAGGCGUUCACAGGAUACUUGGGUGCCGAUGAGGAAGCAUGGAAAGAAUAUGAUUCAAGUGUUCUCCUCAAAAACUACACCGGCGAAAAGCGCAAAAUUCUCAUCGAUCAAGGAAGCGCCGACAAUUUUCUCGAUCAACUUCAACCGGAAACUCUCAAUUCCACCGAAUUCGUCGAUAUCAAUGUCCGAAUGCAACCCGAUUAUGAUCAUUCGUAUUAUUUCAUCGCCACGUUCAUUGCCGACCAUUUUGAUCAUCAUUCGAAAUUGCUAUCAUAG